Molecule: messenger RNA, 1388 nt
Organism: Medicago truncatula (barrel medic)
Lineage: Eukaryota; Viridiplantae; Streptophyta; Magnoliopsida; Fabales; Fabaceae
Product: probable carboxylesterase 18
Exons: 1
Coding region: 89-1168 (359 amino acids)
Biological process (GO): pollen tube growth
Molecular function (GO): carboxylic ester hydrolase activity
Source: RefSeq, a predicted model, not a curated record
AUUUUUGAAGGGACAAUUAUCGACGUGUUCACAUGCACCUUCGUUGAUUCUCUUCAUGUUUUCUUUCCCUUAAUAUAUUAUUACACGCAUGCAUGAUCUAUCUUCUACUCAACAAAGCACAAACACACAUAUCCUCACUUUCAUUAGAGUCAUAGCCACCAUGGCCUUAGAAACCAAACCACGCCUUCCAUGGAAGGUGCGCUUCUCUACUUCCAUCCUCUCCGCCAUUAGCGACAUCACCGGUCGUUCCAAUGGUACCAUUAAUCGCCGCCUCCUCAGCUUCAUUGACUGGAAAAUGCCUCCUAACCCUAAUUCCAAAUCCAUCAACGGCGUCUCUUCAUCUGACGUCGUUGUGGAUCCCACAUGCAAUCUUUGGUUUCGUCUUUUCCUUCCUUCCUCCUCCACCACUGCCACCACAAAAUCUUUGCCUGUUAUCAUAUUCUUUCAUGGUGGUGGCUAUGCAUAUAUGUCUCCCUCUUCUAUUCCAUACCACAUGCUUUGUCGCUUAUUUUGUCGUUCUUUUCCUGCCAUUGUUGUGUCUGUUAAUUAUGGUCUUUCCCCCGAACAUCGUUUUCCAUCCCAAUACGAGGAUGGUUUGAAAAUCCUUAAGUUCCUUGAUCAAAAUGUUGAUGUUUUAGGAAAAUAUGCUGACAUCAGCAAAUGUUUUUUGGCGGGUGAUAGUGCGGGUGGAAACUUGGCCCAUCAUGUGGCUGCUCGGGUUUCCUUAGAGGAUUUUCGGGUUUUGAAGGUUAUUGGACUGGUUUCGAUCCAACCUUUUUUUGGAGGAGAGGAACGAACUGAGUCUGAGAUUCGAUUGAAACGGGUACCCAUCUGUUCGAUGGAUAAAACCGAUUGGUAUUGGAAAAUGUUUUUGCCGGAUGGGUCAAACCGAGACCAUGAAGCGUCUAAUGUUUGUGGGCCUAAUGCAAUGGAUAUUUCAAAUGUGGAUUAUCCGAAUACUCUGGUGUGUGUUGGUGGGUGUGACCCGUUAGUAGAUUGGCAAAAGAGGUAUUAUGAGUGGUUGAGAAAAUCUGGAAAAGAAGUGCAACUAAUAGAAUAUCCAAACAUGGUUCAUGCUUUUUUUUACUUUCCAGAUUUGCCUGAGACACUUGACCUUAUUUCUAAAGUCAAAGAUUUUAUGAUCAAGCAAAUGGUUGCUAUGAAUUAAGGGGUUAAGCAAUUUGGAAAAAUAUCAAUCAUCAACUCCUUUUUUUUAUGCAAUUAACCGUGAAGUUAAAUAGUGGUAUGUUAUAACAAAAAAAGUGUAUAUUUCUUUGUAUCUACGUUUGAAAAUAGGAUAGCUGUGUUUAAAUUUAUUUAUGGAAUUGUUAUUGAUAUUUUGUAUUGUUGAUGUGAAAGAUAAUCACCCUUGCAAAAGAUUGAACUUA